CCAGGCUGGAGUGAAGCCAAGCUGGGCAUCUUUUGGGGAACACUGAGCGGUGCGUAGAGAGCGAAGCCUGGCUACAUAACGGGGGACUGACAAUGUGGCGACGGUCAUUUCUGCUGCUACUGUUGCUGCUGGGGCCUGGGGCCCAAGGGAAGCCGUCUCCCGACUCAGGCCCUCAUGGCCAGGGGAGAGUGCACCAGGCGGCCCCCCUAAGCGAGGCCCCUCAUGACGACGCCCACGGCAACUUUCAGUACGACCAUGAGGCUUUCUUGGGACGAGAAGUAGCCAAGGAAUUCGACCAGCUCAGCCCUGAGGAAAGCCAGGCUCGCCUGGGACGGAUCGUGGACCGCAUGGACCGUGCGGGGGACGGAGACGGCUGGGUGUCUCUGGCUGAGCUCCGCGCGUGGAUCGCGCACACGCAGCAGCGGCACAUACGGGACUCGGUGAGCGCGGCCUGGGACACAUAUGACACGGAUCGCGACGGACGUGUGGGCUGGGAGGAGCUCCGCAACGCCACCUAUGGUCACUAUGCGCCCGGUGAAGAAUUUCACGAUGUGGAAGAUGCAGAGACAUACAAGAAGAUGUUGGCCCGGGACGAACGGCGUUUCCAGGCAGCUGACCAGGAUAAGGAUUCGGUGGCCACUCGGGAGGAGCUGACAGCCUUCCUGCACCCCGAGGAGUUCCCUCACAUGCGGGACAUCGUCAUCACUGAAACAAUGGAGGACCUGGACAAGAACAAAGAUGGCUACGUCCAAGUGGAGGAGUACAUUGCGGACCUGUAUUCAGAGGAGCCCCGGAAGGAAGAGCCUGCCUGGGUACAGACGGAGCGGGAGCAGUUCCGUGAUUUCCGAGAUCUGAACAAGGACGGUCGCCUGGACAGCAGCGAGGUGGGCCACUGGGUGCUGCCGCCUGCCCAGGAUCAGCCACUCGUGGAGGCCAACCACCUGCUGCAUGAAAGCGACACAGACAAGGACGGCCGUCUGAGCAAGGCCGAGAUCCUGGGUAACUGGAACAUGUUCGUGGGCAGCCAGGCCACCAACUACGGUGAGGACCUCACGCGUCACCAUGACGAGCUCUGAGCGCCAGGUGCCCACUGCAGCCUCGAGGCCCCUCAGCCAUGACCAUGCUCCUCAGGCAUGACCACACCCCAUUCACUCUAACCACGCCCCUCUGUGGCCACGCCCCUCCGAGUUGUCUAGUCCCUUCCGCAGGUCCUGGAGGACAUGGACGCAGCCCAGGCGCUCCCCCGCCGAGUCAUCUCUCUGAGACACCCUUCACCCCCGCCACCAGGGGCUCCCAAAGACUCGAGGGCAGUCUCCACCCAUUUCUCACUGGCAGAAUCUCCCAGCCGAGACCCAGGAACCCUCACCCCAAAAGCUCAGCCUCCAAGAACCUCCACUCCCCCCAUGACCCACCAGCUCCAAAUCCACCUGGACUGAGAAACACCCCCCGACCUCCCUCGGCCCAGCACCGUCCCAGGACACCUGUCCUCUGCCAGGGAGGCAAUAAAAUCCAGUGCUGGGCUGCG
Molecule: messenger RNA, 1525 nt
Organism: Loxodonta africana (African savanna elephant)
Lineage: Eukaryota; Metazoa; Chordata; Mammalia; Proboscidea; Elephantidae
Gene: RCN3
Product: reticulocalbin 3
Exons: 7
Coding region: 93-1076 (327 amino acids)
Cellular component (GO): endoplasmic reticulum
Molecular function (GO): calcium ion binding
Source: RefSeq, a predicted model, not a curated record